This is a messenger RNA of Pocillopora damicornis (cauliflower coral), 1829 nucleotides long. RefSeq lists its product as uncharacterized. Gene Ontology annotation, biological process: termination of RNA polymerase I transcription. The record is from RefSeq and is a predicted model, not a curated record. Gene Ontology annotation, molecular function: chromatin binding. Gene Ontology annotation, cellular component: nucleolus. Lineage: Eukaryota; Metazoa; Cnidaria; Anthozoa; Scleractinia; Pocilloporidae.
UCUAACAUGGCGGACGCAACUGUGCGAAUUUGAAGUCUGUUCUAAACAUCAAGUUAACGGGAUUUUUCUGGAACGGGAUGUUACGCUGUUAUCAAAAGGCCUUAAGAGAGUUAGAAGAAAGCAGAGACAGACAGAAGGCCGCAAGCGAGGUUGAACGACUGAACCUGCUUCACGGCGAACAAGUCGAGAAUGGUGAACAUUCGGUUAGAGAUGGAGAAAAAGUCGAAGGUAAACGUGAUAAAAUGCAAAAGAGAUCCCACAAACAAGAGGAUUUUUCUACAGCAAAAAGCACAUCGCGGAAGCAUCAUAAACCUAAGAAGAAAAGGGAAAAGGAGCAGCCGGAAAAGAGGAAAAAAAAAGAACUGGAAACUGUACACGAUUCAACGACUAUCAUCGAGGCAGCAGCUCUUGAAUGGGAUGAACAGCUAAAAUAUAAUCAAUAUGGAAUCAACAGGAAAACGAGAAAAUCAAAGAAAAGACAUGGUGAUGAAGCAACUUACACAAAUGGCGAUAAAAGAUGCGAAACUCAGGCAAAGAAACAAAAAAAUGACUUAGAGAUUGUUUCAGAUACAGGAAAGAGGAAAAAGAAAUUAAAAAGAGUGCACACACCAGAAUUUCCAGAGGGUACAGACGAAAAUCACAAGAAGCUUAGUGACGACCUAGAGAUUGUUUCAGAUUCAGAGAGGAGGAAAAAGAAAAAGAAAUUAAAAGGAGAGCACCCAUCAGGAUUUCUAGAGGGUACAGACAAAAAACGCAAGAAGCAUAGUGACUUAGAGAUUGUUUCAGAUACAGAGAGGAAGAGAAAGAAAUUAGAAAGAGACCACCCAUCAGAAUUUUCAGAGGGUACAAUAAAAAAACACAAGAAGCAUAGUGACUUAGAGAUUGUCUCAGGUAAAGAGAGGAGGAAAAAGGAAAAGAAAGUAAAAAGAGACCGCCCAUCAGAAUUUUCAGAGGGUACAGUCAAAAAUCACAAGAAGCAUAGUGAUGUAGAGAUUGUUUCAGAAAGAGAGAAGAAGAAAAAGAAAAAGAAAGUAAAAAGAGACCGCUUGUCAGAAUUUUCGGAGGGUACAGUCAAUAAACACAGGAAAGAUGAAAAAAAUAAUGGUGAAAAUUGUACUACAAGUGAUCAAAUAACAGAUAUAAACAAGCAGGCAUCUGUGGAGCAGUGUAUACCAGAAAGGUCAAAACAUGAAGUAAGUUCUCAAGGAGAAUCUUCCCAGUCAAACACUCAUCAUUCAACAGACAGCCCUGGAAAGGUAUCUCUAAGACCUAAUCACAAAAAGAAGAAGAGAGACAAAAGCAAAGAUAAUUUGAUUGGAAACAGAACCCUCAGUGAAAGUGUUGUAAAUGGCAAUAAUCACAGAACUGGAGUUACGGAGAAUGUAACUGUUAAGCCAAACUUUGAUAAGGCAAAGUUAGCAGAAGCUAUAAAGAAUUCUGAGAUAAUUCAGGAAAACUACUACCUUUCUAAAGCACAAAGAAUUGAAUUCAGUGAACAAGGAAUAACCAUAAGAAUAGGACAAUGGUCCACACAUGAGAUGGAGUUGUUAAGAUAUAACAUGGCUCAAUUUCUGAAGUGUCAUAACCUCUCAGAUCCUGCCAGGCUCCUGUUUGCUUCACGAAAUAAGGAUUCAGAAGAAAGGAUUUAUUGGACUCGCUUUGUCCGUAGAAAUAAACUUCUCAAAGAGCUUGGUAAAGGUAUCCAAAGGUCACCGCUUUCUAUCUACCAAUGUGCAAGGAGGAUUUAUGAUGAAAAGAAUUAUGUUGGAACGUACACUGAAAGUGAGAUUCAAAAAUUGAAAAGGUACAGUUCACCCAGUAACCAAUAA